Eptesicus fuscus (big brown bat) is the source of this 273-nucleotide messenger RNA. Its product is annotated as non-histone chromosomal protein HMG-17-like. The record is from RefSeq and is a predicted model, not a curated record. The transcript has a single exon. Gene Ontology annotation, biological process: chromatin organization. NCBI's taxonomy places the organism in Eukaryota, Metazoa, Chordata, Mammalia, Chiroptera, Vespertilionidae. Gene Ontology annotation, cellular component: chromatin; nucleus. Gene Ontology annotation, molecular function: nucleosomal DNA binding. Bases 1 to 273 code for a protein of 90 amino acids.
AUGCCCAAGAGAAAGGCUGAAGGGGAUGCUAAAGGAGAUAAAGCCAAGGUGAAGGACGAACCACAGAGAAGAUCUGCCAGGUUAUCAGCUAAACCUGCUCCUCCAGAGCCAGAGCCCAAGCCUAAGAAGGCCCCUGCAAAGGAGGGAGAGAAGGUACCGAAAGGGAAAAAGGGGAAAGCUGAUGCUGGCAAAGAUGGGAAUAACCCUGCAGAAAAUGGAAACCCCAAAACAGCCCAGGCACAGCAAGCCGAAGGUGCUGGAGAUGCCGAGUGA